UCAAAUUUGUUACUCCAGUGGUUAUUGCAUCCUUUCUGAUAUUCUUGUUCGUUUCAAUUUGGAUAAUGAAACGACAGAAGAAAGGGAAGUCCAAAGAUGUUGAAAAGGUAUUGGAGAUCGGGACUCAUCAAUUAGUUUCUUAUCACGAGAUUCAACGAGCAACAAAUAAUUUUGAUGAAUCCAAUUUAAUUGGUGAGGGAAGCUCUGGCUCUGUGUACAAAGGCACAUUGUUUGGUGGAACUGCAGUGGCCAUUAAGGUUCUGGAUUUGGAAAACGAGCAAGUAUGCAAGAGGUUUGAUACCGAAUGUGAAGUGAUGAGAAAUGUUAGACACAGAAAUCUUGUUUCAGUGAUUACUACAUGUUCUAGUGACUAUAUAAGAGCCUUUGUUCUGCAAUAUAUGCCCACUGGAAGUCUUGAGAAUUGGCUGUACAAAGAAGAUCGACACUUGAACCUUCAUCAAAGAGUCACUGUAAUGCUUGAUGCAGCUAUGGCAGUUGAAUAUCUACACCAUGGUCAUAACACUCCAAUAGUUCAUUGCGACCUGAAGCCAGCCAACGUUCUUUUGGAUGAAGAUAUGGUGGCUCAUGUUGGUGAUUUUGGAAUCUCUAACAUGAAAGAAGUGAUCAGCAUCUGUUCUUUUCUGAGCUGCAAGUUAAUAUGAUGUUUUUUGUUUCUUUAGUAAAGUCGUCGUAUAGUACUUACUACUUGGAGUCAUGUAUUGUUUGUAAUUUCAUUUGAGUGAUUUGAACCUAUUUUACUUUAUCUAUUUGUAAUUAUGUUUUGAAUGCUUGAAAGAAACAAGAAUGAAAUUAAUAAAGGUGUUUAGCUGCACUAUUUUGUUUUUUG
This is a messenger RNA of Solanum stenotomum, 847 nucleotides long. Its product is annotated as receptor kinase-like protein Xa21. The record is from RefSeq and is a predicted model, not a curated record. Gene Ontology annotation, molecular function: protein kinase activity; ATP binding. The coding region runs from base 66 to 662 and encodes 198 amino acids. The transcript has 2 exons. NCBI's taxonomy places the organism in Eukaryota, Viridiplantae, Streptophyta, Magnoliopsida, Solanales, Solanaceae. Gene Ontology annotation, biological process: protein phosphorylation.